This is a messenger RNA of Mytilus californianus (California mussel), 2565 nucleotides long. Its product is annotated as heat shock 70 kDa protein 12B-like. Bases 105 to 1832 code for a protein of 575 amino acids. NCBI's taxonomy places the organism in Eukaryota, Metazoa, Mollusca, Bivalvia, Mytilida, Mytilidae. The transcript is spliced from 5 exons. Gene Ontology annotation, molecular function: ATP-dependent protein folding chaperone; ATP binding. The record is from RefSeq and is a predicted model, not a curated record.
GAAAUUUUGUUAUCAUUAAAUUGUAUUUACACAACAGUUAGACUGUUAGAGAUAGAAAGUGGUUUAAUGUCUUGUGGUUCCUUCGUUCACAGAAAUUGUAUGUGAUGGCUAACCCGUUAAUGGUCGUUGCUAUUGAUUUUGGAACAACAUACUCUGGGUACGCUUUUUCGACAAGAUCCGACUUCUUCCGAGAGCCUCUGAAAAUCCACGCCAACCAAGCUUGGAAUUCUGGGAAAAAACAACUUCUUUCUUUGAAAACCCCAACAUGUCUUUUAUUGGGAAAGAACAAAGAAACUGUGGCAUUUGGAUACGAAGCUGAAGAUGCGUACGCAGAGCUUGUCCUUGACAACAAGCAUAAAAAUUAUUACUACUUUGACAAAUUUAAAAUGAGGCUUUAUGAAAAUAAGGAUGUGAAUUGUGACAUGGAAAUAGCUGAUAUUGUUGGCAAGAAUAUGUUGGCCACAGAAGUUUUUGGAAAAUCUAUAAAAGCUCUUUCCGACCAUUUUGUAGACUUGCUGAAAACUGAAGGGAUAUCCAUUGAAUGGUCAGAAAUUCGAUGGGUUCUCACUGUACCUGCUAUCUGGUCGGAUAAAGCAAAACAAUUUAUGAGAACGAGUGCCGAGGUGGCAGAUAUACAAGGUGAUAACUUAUUAAUUGCUCUUGAGCCGGAAGCUGCUUCUAUUCACUGCCAGUAUUUACCGAAAGAGAAAUUGACAGGGAAAGACAACUCUGUAAACCUCGGUGAUGAUGGGGUGAUAUACAUGAUUGUCGAUCUCGGAGGGGGCACUGCAGAUUUGACAGUUCAUGAGAAACACAAAGAUGGAAGUAUAAAGGAACUCUGCCGUGCAAAUGGCGAAGAUUGUGGUGGAACUUCCGUUGAUGCCGCGUUUAUCAGGUUGUUUGACAAAAUCGUAGGGUUUGCAAUGAUCAACAAACUUAAAAAGGAAGACCCUUCAUCAUAUCUGGAUCUUAUCCGAGAAUUUGAAACAGUAAAACGGAAAAUCGACUCUUCUUCAAUUGGGAAAGUAAACUUUUGUAUACCACUCUCUACCAUAAACUCAAUUUGUAAAAAGCAGAAGAGGUGUGAGUUAGAAGAACUUAUCCAGAAGUCCUCGUUCAGAAACAAAAUUCUUAUCAGAGGGGACAAAAUCAGAAUUGACGCCGACCUAAUAAAAUCAUUAUUUAUAAAACCAAUCGAAAAAAUCACAGCUUUAGUGAAAGAGAUGAACACACAAUUGCAGACGACUGACAUACCUUUGAUUGUUAUGGUCGGGGGAUUUUCUGAAUGCAAGCUUAUUCAGAGUGCAUUGAAACAAGCAUUUCCAGAGAAAAGAGUUAUUGUUCCUGAAGAUUCCGGAAUAUCGGUGCUGAAAGGAGCUGUUUUGUAUGGGCAUCACCCAGAGUUCAUAGCGAGUCGUGUCAUCCGGUAUUCUUACGGAACAGAUUCAUAUGUAGAUUUCGAUCCAUAUGUUCAUGACCUAGCUCGGAAAGAAAUUAUGCAAGGGAAAGAAAAAUGUGAAGUUUUUGACUUUAUUAUACAUCAGCAUACGCAGGCCGUGAUAGGUUCUGAAAUUCAGAGAACAUACUUUACUAUGUAUCCGUUUCAAACUGCAAUGCCAAUAACGCUGUAUGUCAGCAGCAAAGAAAACCCAAAAUACGUAGACGAGGAGGGGUGUUCCAAGUUCGGCGAAGUCGUAGUAGAUAUACCACAGCCUUCUGAGGAAAACCGCACUGUGAUAGUAAAUUAUAAUUUUGGCAAGACGGAAUUGACCGUAUCUGCUCGCGAGGUAAAAUUUGGAUCUUCAUGCAGAACACGCAUUAAACUUUUGUGAAAAAGGAAAAAUAAUAAACUGUCAAUUAAUUUCAAAAAUCGAAUUUGAUCUCCUCCAGUCAAUUGUAUUGCUAUUCAUGAAUAUAAUUUAUUUUCAAAUCCAAUUAUAAAGGAGGCGAGCGGUCUUGAAAAUAUGUAAUAAAAAAAAAUUUAAAUGCAGUAUCCCAAAGAUUUAACAAAAACAACUAUUUUUUCAAUAGGUAAUUCAAUAAAAUCAUCGUGAUUGCCAUAUUAAAGGAACAAUAUUUUUCAUAUGCAUAGAACCAGUAAACGCAGGGCUUACCAGAUCGCACUAGUAACAGUAUUUGCAUGCAAUACUGUUUAAUAAGGUAGUGCAACCCAAGAAUAAUAUAACACAAACCGCGAGUUUAUCUAUGUACGAAGUAUUCUAGUUUUAAUGGAUGGUUAGAUGUACAAAUGUAUGCUUCACGUCCAGCGGAAAAUAGUUCAUGCAUAUUCAGAACGAUUACAUCCUAAUGAGAUAUAAAUAUGCCUUGCUUUGGUCUAAACCGACAUGCUGAGCUGAAUAUGUCUGUGCUGUAGCCCACAGGUUCGCAGAAAGACAUAUCACUUUGUUUCUGUUCUGACUUUGAGCCAUCUAGCAUUUGCUCAUACUCCUAUAUGACACGUGCUUGGAUGAUAAGUAGAUUUAGUUGAUCAAAUAAUCAGUUUAUUGGUAUACAUUCAGAUCACGAAUGCACAAACUAAGGGGAUCAUUCAAUUUACUAUAAAGA